GACAUGGCGCAAGCUCGAGCGUCCGCGCUGGUGUUUCUCGCAGUCGCCUCUGCACUGGUGGUGAUGGCCGCGGCCGACGACACGAGCAACACGGUCACGGCGGCGACGACCACGACGACGGCAUCGGCGCCUUCGAGCUCCACCGCGGCCACGGCCGCGCCGACUGGGUGGCAGAAGGCGCACGCGACGUUCUACGGCGGCGCGGACGCGUCGGGCACCAUGGGCGGCGCGUGCGGGUACGGCAACCUGUACUCGCAGGGGUACGGCACGCGGAACGCGGCGCUGAGCACGGCGCUGUUCAACGACGGCGCGUCGUGCGGGCAGUGCUACAAGAUCGCCUGCGACCGCAAGAGGGCUCCGCAGUGGUGCAGGCCCGGCGUCACCGUCACCAUCACGGCCACCAACUUCUGCCCGCCCAACUGGAGCCUCCCCAGCGACAACGGCGGCUGGUGCAACCCGCCGCGCCCCCACUUCGACAUGGCGCAGCCGGCCUGGGAGAAGAUCGGCAUCUUCAGCGCCGGCAUCAUCCCGGUCAUCUACCAAAGGGUUCCUUGCGUGAAGAAGGGUGGCCUGCGGUUCACCAUUAACGGCCACGACUACUUCCAGCUGGUACUAGUUACGAACGUCGCGGCGGCCGGGUCGAUCAAGUCGAUGGAGGUGAUGGGUUCUAACUCGACGGACUGGAUGCCGAUGGCACGCAACUGGGGUGCUCAGUGGCACUCGCUUGCCUACCUCACCGGCCAGGGUCUCUCCUUCAGAGUCACCAACUCCGAUGACCAGACGCUCGUCUUCACCAACAUCGUGCCUCCGGGUUGGAAGUUCGGACAGACAUUCGCAAGCAAGCUGCAGUUCAAGUGA
This is a messenger RNA of Oryza brachyantha (malo sina), 858 nucleotides long. RefSeq names its product expansin-A23. Gene Ontology annotation, biological process: plant-type cell wall organization. Gene Ontology annotation, cellular component: extracellular region. The transcript has 2 exons. The coding region runs from base 4 to 858 and encodes 284 amino acids. The record is from RefSeq and is a predicted model, not a curated record. Lineage: Eukaryota; Viridiplantae; Streptophyta; Magnoliopsida; Poales; Poaceae.